Messenger RNA from Aricia agestis (brown argus), 4181 nucleotides. RefSeq lists its product as uncharacterized. Gene Ontology annotation, biological process: DNA integration. NCBI's taxonomy places the organism in Eukaryota, Metazoa, Arthropoda, Insecta, Lepidoptera, Lycaenidae. Gene Ontology annotation, molecular function: nucleic acid binding. The record is from RefSeq and is a predicted model, not a curated record.
UAUUGUGGGUAAUUGUGAAUAAUUAAUAAAUCAGUCUGCUCGGGAUCUCGGCGUUUCAUUGACGUAACAUUGGCGCAGUCGGUAUUUGCUAUAAAUUAUAAGUGCAAUUCGUGGUAAUAAUGCCUAUCGGUAAAAUUGAACCGUUUUCCGUGGAAUCACAAAAUUGGGACAGUUAUGUGCGUCGCGUAAAUCAGUUUAUCUCGCUAAACAAAAUCGAUGACAGUCUCAAGAACAACGUGGCCACGUUGUUAACCUUAGUAGGUAGUGAGUGCUACAAUCUAUUGUGCGAUUUGUGUUCCCCCGCUCAUCCUGAAAAUAAAACGUUCGAUGAACUCGUUACUCUUCUCAAAGUUCAUCUGGAGCCUGAGAAGUCUGAGAUAGCCGAGAGACAUAUUUUUCGACAAAGAACGCAGCAGCAGGGAGAAAGCAUUCGCUUGUACCUUCAAGGAUUAAAGCAUUUGGCUAAAACCUGUAACUUCGGGGCGAAGCUCGAAGAGAACCUUCGAGAUCAGUUCGUUUCCGGAUUAUACAGCGAGGAAAUGCGUUCGAGAUUGUUCGCGGAGAAAAACAUCGACUACAAGAGGGCCGUGGAACUGGCGAGCGCGCUCGAGGCGGCAGAGAGGCACGCGAUCACGGCGAGCUCUUCGGCAAGCGGAGGAGGCGCGGGACACGACGCGCUGCACCGCGUCAGCGGCGGCGGCCAGGUGCGGGUGCGAGCGCCCGGGCGCGGCGGCGCGGGCGGCGGUGGUGGUGCGGCGCCGGGCGGCGGCCGCGCGGGUCCGAGUUCCGGCGGUGCGGGGCUGAGCGGUGCGCGGGCGCCGUGUGCACGCUGCGGGAAGGCUACUCACGCGCCGAAUAAGUGUCGAUAUAAAAACUUUACGUGUGAUUUGUGCGGUGUCAAAGGUCACUUAAAGGUGAUGUGCCUGAACAGGAGUGAUAACGAUCGAUCCUCCGGUAUGUCGACUUCGAAAGGUCAGUACUUUAUUAAUAAUGUUGACAGUGAUAGCGAGGAGGAAGAAAACUACUUUUAUAACUUAGUGUCGGGGGGCGACAGCGACGGGCCCUACUAUAUUAAAUUGAUCGUUAAUGAUAAUUUUAAGUGUAAAUUUGAAAUCGAUACGGGAAGUAGAAUAUCUGCUAUAUCGCAAAAGUUUUACGAUAAAUAUUUUCGAAACAUAAAACUGCAUAAAAAUGUUUUAAUUUUAAAAUCUUAUACUGGAGAUACUAUCGAGACUCUCGGAUAUAUUAAUGUUAAUGUGCGUUGCGGACGUAACUCGGCGGAGCUUCAGCUGUACGUCGUGGCGAACGGUGGCCCGCCUCUGAUGGGUCGGACGUGGAUUAAAAAAUUAAAAUUAAGUAUCGUAGAAUGUCACAACAUUAAUACGACCGAUAGCGACUCGAUAGCUUUGAAAUUAAAACAAGAAUUUCCUGAAGUCUUUGCGGAGGGAUUAGGUACUUUUAAAUCGCGUAUUCGCUUACAUUUAAAAGAUAGCAAACCGGUUUUUAUAAAAGCCCGGCCCCUGCCGUUGGCGCUGCGCGCGCGCGUUGAGAACGAGCUCGAUCGGCUGCAGCGCGAGGACGUUAUCUAUAAGGUAGAACGCUCGGACUACGGGACUCCUAUCGUACCUGUCGUUAAAUCAAACGGGGGUAUUCGUAUUUGCGGCGAUUAUAAAAUUACUAUUAACCCGAUUCUUAAAGAUUUCCACUAUCCGCUCCCGCGAAUCGAGGAAAUAUUUUCUGCUUUAGGCGGCGGGGAGCAGUACACGAAGCUCGAUUUGUCCAAUGCUUUCCAGCAGUGUCUCCUCGAUGAGGAGUCUCAGGCGAUGACUGCCAUCACUACGCACGUAGGAACGUUCGUAUAUCGUCGGGUACCUUUCGGCAUAAAAUGUAUUCCCGAGAAUUUUCAAAAAAUCAUGGAGGAGACGCUGAGUGGAUUGUCGUCUACUGCCGUGUUCGCUGAUGACAUAUGCGUCACAGGGAAAGACCGAGAAAGUCAUCUUAAAAAUUUAAGGGCGGUUCUACACCGACUCCGAGAAAACGGACUCCGUAUUAAUUUUGACAAAUGUCAAUUCUUUAAAGAUAGCGUAACGUACCUAGGGUACAAUAUAGAUAAGCACGGUCUGCACACUGACUUCAAAAAGAUCAAAGCGAUCGUUGAGGCGCCCCGGCCCGUCAGCGUCACGCAGUUGAAGAGCUUCAUGGGUCUCGUCAAUUUUUAUGCGAAGUUUAGUGCAAAUAUGAGUGACAUCUUAAAACCGUUGUAUGACCUGCUUAAGAAAGACGCUGAGUGGUCGUGGACCGACGACUGCGAGACGGCUUUCAAUAGGGUAAAACGGGUGCUGAGUAGCGCCCCGGUGCUAGCUCAUUACGAUCCGGCGUUGCCGCUGGUCCUCUCGGUGGAUAGCAGCGCGUACGGUCUAGGCGCGGUGCUGGCGCAGCGCGGCGCGGACGGUCGCGAGCGACCCGUCAGCUGCGCCUCGCGGACGCUCAACGCGGCCGAGCGCAAUUACUCCCAACUCGAUAAGGAAGCUCUCGCUAUCGUGUUCGGGGUGACGAAGCACCAUCAAUAUUUAUACGGGAGACAUUUCAUAUUACGGAGCGAUCAUAAGCCGCUCAGUUAUAUCUUCGGUCAGAAGAAGGGCAUUCCGACGACCGCAGCUAGUAGGCUUCAACGUUACUCAGUGAUACUAGCCGCCUACAAUUUCACUAUAGAAUUCGUGCGAUCGGCUGAUAACUGUCAGGCCGACGCGCUGUCACGUCUCCCCUUGAGUUCGUCGAGCGGUCGAAACGAGCGGGAGGCCGAGGCGGCUAGCUACUUAAAUUUCGUCGAAGAAGAUUUCCCGCUCAGUUUUAAGGAUAUUAAAAUUGAGACGGCGAAAGACGACAUACUGAGUAAGGUAUGCGGCUAUGUUAUGUACGGCUGGCCCACGAUGGUCGAUAAAAAAAUUCAAUCUUUCUUUUUGCGAAAAGAAAAUAUCAGUAUGGAUCAGGGUUGCCUAGUUUGGGGCUACAGGGUGAUAAUACAUACAGUUUUGCAAGGUUCGGUUCUACAGGAGGUUCACGAAGGGCAUCCCGGUAUAGUAAAGAUGAAACAGAUAGCUCGUAAUUACGUGUGGUGGAGUACGUUGGACGAGGACAUCGAGCGCAUGGCGCGGGAGUGCGCCGCGUGCCGCGCGGUCCGGCCCGCGCCGCCGCCCGCGCCGCUGCACUCGUGGCCCUGGCCGGCCGAGCCGUGGUCGCGUCUCAACGUCGAUUAUUUAGGACCGUUCAAUAACAAGUACUAUCUUAUUAUUAUCGAUGCGCAUUCCAAGUGGAUCGAGGCCGAGAGAGGCGGUAGCACGUCCGCGGCGAUGCUCAUUUCUAGUUUUAGAAAAAUAUUUGCUCGUUUCGGCCUUCCGAAAAGAGUCGUUAGCGACAACGGGCCUCCUUUUACUUCGGCGGAGUUGGCGGUUUAUUUUAAAAGAAACGGAAUCAGGCACACGCUUACCGCUCCGUACCACCCCGCCAGCAACGGCGCGGCCGAGAAUGCCGUGCGGUCGGUAAAACGAGCGUUAAAAAAGGCUAUCGUCGAUAACGUAGAUGAUGAUACCGCUCUCAGUAGGUUUUUAUUUACGUAUAGGAAUACUGUGCACAGCACGACCGGUCGCGAGCCGGCCGUGGCACUGCUGGGGCGGCGGUUGCGCGGGCGCCUGCUGCGCCCCGACACGGAGGAGCUGGUCCGGGACCGGCAGCUCGUCAGCGAGCGGCGCCGCGACGCCCGCCCGCGGGGUGUCGCGCCCGGGGAUGCCGUCCUGUUUAGAGAUUACUCCCGCCGCAACCGGAAAUGGUCCGAGGGCGUCGUGCUCGACCGAGAGAGCCCCGUGUCUUAUGCGGUUAAAGCGAACGACGGCCAGGUGCAUAAGAGGCACAUAGACCAAUUAGUGGCUAAUAAAAGUCGUCCAUCGCGUUUUUCUUUGACCAAAAUUAAAACACCCGAUGGGCCGGAAGUGAACGUCGAGGGGGAGGAUAGUGGAGAUGAAUACGAGGAGGCGUCUGCGACCGGUGUUCGGUCCCCGCCGGUGUCCAACUUGGCGAGGGAUGACCUAGAUGAGGUCCCGUCACCUCCGGGAGAAUCUAGGGGUCGCAUCCGACGGCAGGCGGCUAUGCAAUGCUUGCAAAAAAUAAAUAAAAAUAUAACAUAA